AUGGGCAUACAAUUUGACGGGUCGAUUAAAACUUCUGUACAAAGUGAUGGUGAACUAUCAUUUGAAGUUACUAAUAAGAAUGGUUUUACUGUAUUGUAUUCAACUAGUACAGAAAAUACUGUCGGUGCGGAAGAAAAAUUCACAUGUGAUGGAGUUCAAAAUGAAAAAAUAUUUAUGGAGGCGCGAACAAACAUCACACGAUUGAGGGGCAACGUUUGCGAAGUUUUAUGUAAUAAUUUUGGUCCGACGAAUGAAAACCUUUUCAAGUGUAAUUACGUUGAUUUAAAAAUGUAUCCAGUACAUAAUGAAAAUAUAGUCAUCGAAUUGCAAUGUAUCCGUGAAAAAAUAGAUUUAUAA
Messenger RNA from Macrosiphum euphorbiae (potato aphid), 357 nucleotides. Lineage: Eukaryota; Metazoa; Arthropoda; Insecta; Hemiptera; Aphididae. The record is from the annotation of a GenBank genome assembly.